Messenger RNA from Cuscuta epithymum, 1274 nucleotides. The record is from the annotation of a GenBank genome assembly. NCBI's taxonomy places the organism in Eukaryota, Viridiplantae, Streptophyta, Magnoliopsida, Solanales, Convolvulaceae.
UCAUUUUUAAGUCUAAUUUUCAUAAAACAAUGGCUCAGCUAGAGAGAAACCCUGAUAGCUUCAAGAAUACAAAGUCCCCAACAACACCAUUUGAACAGUUUAUUCAAGGAGAUCACAAGAGUUGGAGUCCAACUACAUCACCAACCCAAAAAUGCUAUGACCUUGAGGAGGCAUUCCCUAAUCAACAAAACAAGAAAUCUGUUCUUACCAAAGUAAAAGAAAAGGCUAAGAAGCUGCGACAUAGUCUUAGCGGCAGGAGGAAGCAAGACAAUCAAAUUCAAGGAGAGAACAACACACCAUCAUGGGGUGUCAACUUAGAGGAUGAAGAAGAGGUUGAGGAAGAAGAUGAAGAUCCUGAAUAUCUUGGAGCCCCAAUGUAUGAGUCAGAACUUGCACCCGAAGAUUAUAAAGAGACAUCACGUCAACACCCCCGAGCCGAUCCCUUGUUUUCCGAGAAGAACAUUUUACCCUCCCAACAAAGCACAAAACAAGAGAACGAGAACGAAAGUGAAAGCGGAAAUGAAUUGUUAGAGGAUGGUUACAAUAUGAAAGAAACUCAGAAUAUUGACUCUAAGUUUUCAGAGUUGAGUGUUGCUACCACAAACACAGUGGAGAAGCCAAUUGAACAAGAAAGAAAGGAUAGUGUUACUGAUCAUGAGAAACAGAAAGGAGUCAACAGUCCAACAACAUGGGACAAAGGGGUAUCAAUGAAGGAGUAUUUCAUGAACAAGCUUGAGCCAGGGGAAGAUGAAAAAGAACUUUCAAAGGUAAUAUCUGAUGCUAUGAGUCCAAGAAGAAGAGAACCUGGUGAAAGGGGGGUUGUGGAUAAAGUAAAGGAUGUUGUCACUUCUUUCCUACCCCCCACAAAUCCAUCCCUUUUCAGAGUUUUUACUUCCAACACUAACAACACAGGUUCAUUAUCUCCCCAAACAUCCAUUUCCAACAACAAUGGAAACUUAUCCCCACUCAUUCCCAUUUCUACCAAUGCUCAUGAGGUUCUUGAAGAACAGACUAAUGGAAGGGUACUGCAAACAAACUAAUCAAGAGUUCAAGACAAAUUCUUUGAGGAGCAGUUUUAGCAGGAUGCAAUUUUCCACUAUCUUCUCUAAUUUUUACACUAUGGUUAGAACUUAGAGUCAGAUGUAACCACCAAUUUAUUGGCAUUUUAAAUGAUAAAAGUAGGGCUCCAAAUGCAUUUGUAAAGAAAUUGAAAUUACUAUUCAAGUAAUAUAGUAUAGCACGAAAAAUGACUCCACUAACUUACUGUUAGAGAA